This is a messenger RNA of Haliotis rufescens (red abalone), 1984 nucleotides long. Its product is annotated as organic cation transporter protein-like. Bases 84 to 1781 code for a protein of 565 amino acids. Lineage: Eukaryota; Metazoa; Mollusca; Gastropoda; Lepetellida; Haliotidae. The transcript is spliced from 10 exons. Gene Ontology annotation, molecular function: transmembrane transporter activity. Gene Ontology annotation, cellular component: membrane. Gene Ontology annotation, biological process: transmembrane transport. The record is from RefSeq and is a predicted model, not a curated record.
CAUAUUAAAGCGAUAUAACUGAAGCAAACAAGCCAGAUAUAUUGAAGCGGGGAUAGAGUUCGGCGGUGUAAAGGCGAUCAACAAUGGCAAGCAAAACACCCUCGGUUGACCUGGUGCUUGAAGCAUUAGGAGGUAGAGGACGGUACCAGAUUUUUCAAUACUUCGCGUGUAUGUUGGCAUCGUUCUCAGCAUCGUUCCAGCUCCUCAACAUUGUGUUUGUGGGUAGACAUGUGGCCCAUACCUGUAAGCAGCCGGUGAAUAUAUCUGAUAUCUACCGGGUCAUUGACAAUGACCUCUUUCAGGCCAACAACAGUAUCGUGUACUUUGAGAAAUGUAACAUACGGUUGGAAGCCAAUAUUUCUGGCAAUGUCUCCACCUCCGAUUUGUCCUGUAUCUAUGGAUACGAGUAUGAGGAAGGGAAAGAGACUUCGUUGAUGUCUGACAUGGACAUUGUAUGUGACAGGUCACAUUUGCGUGGAUUUGCCCAGACGCUGCUCAUCGUAGGGCAGGGCAUCGGAGCUUUCAGUCUCCCCGCCCUCUCGGACCGUUAUGGACGCCGCCCUGUGCUUCUUGCCUCCCACCUUUGUUUUCUUGCAUUAGGCGUGGGCGUCGCCUUCGCCCCUGACUACACUGCAUUUCUUGUGAUACGGGUGUUCUUGGGAAUUGUGCAACAGGGAAUCGUUUUGUCCAAAAGCACAAUGAGCAUUGAGAUGUUCCCCUCCCGUCAUCGAAAGCUAAGCGGGCUCUUUGGCAACUUUCUUUGGGUGACUUGCACCGCUUUAAUCGCUCUGAUCGCCUACUUGAUGCAGACCUACUCCUGGAGAACUACACAGCUUGUCUACUGUUCUGUGUCCUUAUACGUCUUUGUCCAAUACUUCAUUCUGGACGAGUCUCUGUCUUGGUUGAUCACCAACAACAAGACCAAGCAGGUCACCAAGAAUCUAAAAAAAGCAGCUCGCAUCAGCGGUAAAGACUAUCAAACUGUUUUGAAUGUUUACAAGAACCUACAGAAGAAACAGGAGUCUGAGAAGAGCCUCACUGCGUCUUUACUGGGAAGCAAAGACCAGGGUGUAAAUGGGGAGAAGUCGGAUCUAAAAGAGAAGGAUAAAACCAAACCAUCCUUUCUAGACCUGAUGAAAAGAAAACGGCUGGCCGCGAAUGUGUUUGUAUUGUGGUUCAUAUGGAUAACAGACAGUUUAACAGUAUUUGGUCUCUUCAUGACGUCACAUUCUCUCGCCGGCAGCCCUCACCUCAAUUUCGUGCUCUACGCUCUCCUUGAGGCUCCGUCAGCUCUCGUCUUCUACUUCAUGGUGGACAGAUAUGGUCGUAAGAAAACAAGCAUGACUCUACAUGGCAUCGCUGGCAUUGCUCUGCUUGUGGCCACAGUCUGCAAAUCUCUAGGCGGAGGCAGCAUAUGGUCUUCGAUUACAGUCACAGUGUUCUCCUGUAUCGGGAUGUUCGGGGCGUCGGGAGCAUGGGGAACGUCCUUCUUUUUCACACCAGAAAUGUUUCCAACCAAUUUGAGAAAUUUUGGUCUUGGGACUUCUUCUGCCUGUGCUGGACUUGGGGGAAUGUUGGCUCCAUUCUCGAGUCUCCUUGCUGAGUACGUUGAGUGGGCCCCUGGAACCAUCUUCGGUGUGUGCUGUCUACUGGUUACCGUCCUAGUGAACAUCCUGCCAGAGACGAUGGGGAGAGCACUCCCGCAAACCCUGGACGACGUGGAAGCAUGGCAUAAGAAGACGGACGCUAAGACAGCGGAAGAGAAGAACAUUCUUCCGUAGUACCUUGGUAGUUAGUGAGACUUUUCUGUUCUUCAAAUUCGAGAAACUAAUUAACUGUGAAUUUGGGGUAAUUACAGGUGUUGGGUGUGAGUAAUGCGGCAUAUCCUUGUGUAUGUAUAUAACUGUAGAAGUUGUGACAUGCCUAACAUUUGGAUAAAAUAUAUAAACGGCUGAUGCACUCUGGAAAUAAACCAUAACGCUGA